CGCUCAACAUGGAGGUCCAAAACAUGCCAGAUCAGUCGCUUAUGCCCAACCAGCGCAUCAUGCUCGAUUCCAGAUGUGGGGUAAGUGUGGAAACCAGAGGUCCCGAGCAUCCCGGUAUCGAUCCCGAUACCUCUCUGCGUGGGUGGGUCUUCCCGUUCCCACAAUCCAGUGGCAAAAGGUCUAUUAAUACUAAGUGCUGCACACAACAAUAGAUAUGCGGAUUCUGCCGGGCCAACGCAAAUGGUUAACUGAACGACUUGAAUCCCAUCGCUCGUCUGACACAGAAAAUGGAGGACGUGCUUAAUGUGUCUGGGAAAGCGUCGUCGAGCACCCCCACUCCCAUACCCACCCCAUCAGCGGCCGUCGACAAGGACGACUGCCCCUGUACCAUCGAGCUGGUGCAGCCCGAAGACGCCGAGGCUGUGAUCGCCAUGCUCAAGACGUUUUUCUUCAAGGACGAGCCGCUGAAUACUUUUCUUGAUCUCGGGGAAUGUAAGGAGCUGGAAAAGUACUCCCUGAAGCCCUUGACCGAUAACUGCUCCUACAAGGCAGUUAACAAAAGUGGGGAUAUUAUUGGGAUAUUCCUGAACGGCUUGAUUCGACGCCCGUCUCCCGACGAAGUUCCUGAAAAGGCAGCCGAUUCUUGCGAUCAUCCCAAAUUUAAGAAGAUCCUCUCCCUCAUGGAUUAUGUUGAGGAGAAAUUUAACAUAUUCGACCUCUAUCCCAACGAGGAGCUGAUCCUGGAUGGCAAAAUUCUCUCCGUGGACACCAAUUACCGCGGCCUGGGCAUUGCUGGCCGUCUCACGGAGCGGGCGUACGAGUAUAUGCGGGAGAAUGGGAUUAAUGUUUACCAUGUGCUCUGCUCGAGCCACUACUCGACCCGGGUAAUGGAGAAGUUGGGCUUCCACGAGGUGUUCAGCAUGCAGUUCUCCGAGUACCAGCCGAAUGGAAAGGUUGUCUUCAAGCCAGCCCAUCCGCAUGUCGGAAUGCGUAUUAUGGCCAAGGAGCUGAAUCUGGAUGACAAGCAGGCGACAAAGACCAAGCUGUAGAUGAAACCAGCAGCUGGUCCGGACUGGAUCUGGUUCUGGUGCUGGUACAGGUCCUCACUCGUCGAUGGCGUUCGAUUUUGUACUAUGUGAUUCUUUAGUUUGUAGUUCGGUGGCGGGUUCCAGGUAGUUCCAUCUCAAAUGUCUCUACUUUCAAUUCAAAAUAGCAUAAACAAACAGUACAAGUUACGUAUUUAUCUAAUUUAAUUCGUCUGUCGAUAAACUUAAGUGUUUUUUGUGUUUAGAAUGAACUCAAAAUAAAAGAUUGACUUUUAA
Messenger RNA from Drosophila miranda, 1322 nucleotides. Its product is annotated as dopamine N-acetyltransferase-like. Bases 288 to 1049 code for a protein of 253 amino acids. NCBI's taxonomy places the organism in Eukaryota, Metazoa, Arthropoda, Insecta, Diptera, Drosophilidae. The record is from RefSeq and is a predicted model, not a curated record. Gene Ontology annotation, molecular function: N-acetyltransferase activity. The transcript is spliced from 4 exons.